Eremothecium gossypii ATCC 10895 is the source of this 1284-nucleotide messenger RNA. RefSeq names its product Ait1p (gene AIT1). The record is from RefSeq and is marked provisional. The transcript has a single exon. Lineage: Eukaryota; Fungi; Ascomycota; Saccharomycetes; Saccharomycetales; Saccharomycetaceae. The coding region runs from base 1 to 1284 and encodes 427 amino acids.
AUGACACGUAUAGGCUACUGGGGGGCAUAUUACAUGCCGGUGCUGCUGGACUCGAGCCCGUACGCGCCGGCGGCUGCCCUUGUCGGGGCGGCGGCGGCAAUUGCAGCCGCGGGCGCGGGCGCGGGCCUGCUCGGGGCGGCCGCCGGGCCCUUCGAGCCCAACGCACAGGACUACUUCCGCACAGCGUUGCUUGGCUUCCUGCCGCCGGUGCUGGUACAUUGCAUCAAGACUUUCGUGCUCGGAACGGACGGCUCCGCGACGCUCGUGGAGCUCCUCGUGGACUACCCGCUGAGCGACGCGCUGAUGGCGGCGCUGCUGGCGGCGCUCGCGUACCCCCAGGUGCACCAGGCGGCGAGCGCGGACGGGGGCUGGUGCCUGACGCCGCGGCAGAGCUACGUGUUCGGACUGUCGUGGGCGCUCAACGAGCUGCUGCUCGCGGUGCUGGGCAGCCUGAACGACUACGUGGAGGAGCCGCACGGCCUGAUCAUACACGCGCCGGACGCCCAGAGCGAGGAGCUGAGCUCUCUGCGCCGCAGCAUCUCCCUCUCACGCUGCAUGAACGUCCGGCGCCAGGCGUCCCGGAUCUCGGACAACAUCUAUCAGCCGCCGCCACGCGCGUCGCACAGCUACGGUAGUCUCGCGCCGGCGCGCGCCGACGACGACCUGGUCGUGCUGGCCUUCACCGGCGACAGCCCGGACGCCGACGGCGUGUGCCCCAGCCUCCGCCACCGCGCGCACCCCCACUCCGGCGCACCGCUCUACUUCGCGCCCGCGGCGUCCUGGCACGCCUUCAGCCGCCGCCUGCUGCUCGCCAGCCUCAUCGUUCUGGCCCACCUGCUACAGGCUGCGGGACAGGCCCUGCUCAUGUCGCUCUACUUCCUCUACGUCCCGGACAGCGACGCGCGCCUCGCGCGCCUCGUGCUGUACUUCGGCGGUCACAGCUUUGCCUUCUUCGCCGCCGUGCUGCUGCUGCCUUUUUCGUUGGCCAAUUUUGCCUGCCAUUUGCUGCUGCUCACCUGGAAGGACGACCGCGCUGUUUUGCUCGCGCGCCCACACUCGCACGAGCCCGACUCGCUGCUGCCCUCGCCUGCCACAGACUCUCCCGUCGGUGCCUGUGUCCUGUCCCCUUUCCACGCCCGCCUGGCUUCGCAUCGCCUUUGCCGGCGCACCCUACAGAGCUGGCGCGCGUUGGCCUCUCGCCGCGGCGCAUCCCCCGUUGGCGCAUUGUGCUGGGCGCUGGCCGUUUUUGCGGCCGGCGUCUGCGCAGCCCGCCCGCCUACAUAA